This is a messenger RNA of Dacryopinax primogenitus, 557 nucleotides long. RefSeq lists its product as uncharacterized. The record is from RefSeq and is a predicted model, not a curated record. Lineage: Eukaryota; Fungi; Basidiomycota; Dacrymycetes; Dacrymycetales; Dacrymycetaceae. Gene Ontology annotation, biological process: attachment of spindle microtubules to kinetochore. Gene Ontology annotation, cellular component: spindle microtubule; DASH complex. The annotation marks the transcript as partial. The transcript is spliced from 5 exons.
CCAUGGACUACAGACGCUCGUCCGUCUAUCCUCGUCAUUCAAUAUUUCCUGGAGCUACUGGGAUUGGAUCAGGAUCUAAAGAGGCGGAUGGUCCACGACCGUAUCUCCCCCAUCUAGAAGCCUGCAUCAACGCGACAAAUCAGAGCACAAACACGCUCAAGGCGCUCUUAGAGGAUUUCAAGGAUGGUACCGGAGAUCUGCCGAGGCUGACGAAGGUUCUCGAGAAUAACCGCCUGUUUGUUCUUAUUAAUGAGGACGUCUUAAGAAAAUACAAAGCGCAGCUAGUGGAGGAGAUAGAACCGCAAGUUAGCGAGCUUAUCUCAAAGGCAGAAAAGUCAUUGGGAGUCUUAGAAAGGCGAGAGGCUCAGCUGCAGAAGAAGGUGGAGGCACAGCAGAACGAGGGAUCUACCAAGCCUGCCAUCCCUGUGGCUGCCAACAAAGGAGAGGAGAGGAGGUUAAAACUGAUGGCUGCGCGAAGGGAUCGGUUGAUGAAAGAGUUGAAGGCAUUGGAAGAAGAGGUGGAAUCCCUGGGAGCACACCUUGGGGAGGGUCUGUAA